AUGCAAAGUAAAUACAAAAAUAAAAUAUAUAGCUUAGCAAGAAAUGUGUAUAUAUUUUAUGUAAUAAUUAACUUGAAAUAUCUUUUCCUUUUUGGAGUUUCGGUAUUUAUUUACAAAAAUGAGGCAAACAGAAUAAAUUUUCAAAAGAAUUUUUAUGUGAAAUCGUUAAUUAAAAAGAGUGAUAUAUUUAAAAGUAACAAUAUCAGCAAAAAUUUACAUGUUUCGAAAUUUUCCUUAUAUACUAAGAAAAGGCAUAAAGAAGCGUUAGCGAUCAGAAAAUAUCGAAUGAUUGGAACGUCAACAGCCAGAAGGCAUCAUGGGUUAGAUGGCAGAAAGAGAAUAAACAAAGUUACGAUGUUGCCACUUAAAGAAAUUAAACUGCCUGUAAGGAGAUGUCUGAUAUUAGGAAAAAUGGACAACUGGAAAGCUCGUAAAAUUUCCAAGUCGGGUGUGAAAACUCAUAGAAUACAGAGAGUAAAUUUAUUAAGGAAAAGAAUUUAUUUUGAAGAAGAAAAUAGAUUUGUAAAAAUGAGAGUUAGUGCAAGAGGAUUAAAGACUAUAAAAAAAUACGGUCUAGCUUACUGUUGUAAAAAAUUUAAUAUAGACUUAAGCAAAAAGAAAUAUGACGCUGGUUAUUCAUCAAGGAGAAAAAAAAAGAAAAGUCCAGAAGCAGAAGCAGUUCCAACAUAUAACAAUUUAAACGAAAAGCCACCAUAUAUGCAUGAAGAAGCGAAUAAAAUAAUGAAAAACCUUAAUUUGGAUAAAGAAAAUAAAUAA
Plasmodium malariae is the source of this 777-nucleotide messenger RNA. Its product is annotated as 50S ribosomal protein L28, apicoplast, putative. Gene Ontology annotation, biological process: translation. The transcript is spliced from 5 exons. The coding region runs from base 1 to 777 and encodes 258 amino acids. NCBI's taxonomy places the organism in Eukaryota, Apicomplexa, Aconoidasida, Haemosporida, Plasmodiidae. Gene Ontology annotation, cellular component: ribosome. The record is from RefSeq and is a predicted model, not a curated record. Gene Ontology annotation, molecular function: structural constituent of ribosome.